AUUGUAAACAGAACAGUGUUCAAAAUAAAGAAUACAACAAAAACAAAAGACCAAAACAUGUUCCAUUCACGGUUUAGUUACCGCUUUGGGAUCAUUAAGCGCACAUCGCUUUAGUUAGCCGCACGAUCGGAUCGCUUGUCGCUAUCUUCAGAGGCACUUUUUUUUCGUUGGCAUUGUUGCGCGCGCACAAAGCAAAACUAAUUAAAAGUGAACACGAAACCAUGUAAACAACAAUUAAUUAACAAAACAUCUUCGAAUUCAAACUAACAACUAAAUAAUCGCAUCUAAUCAAAUUCGAAAUUCGCAAAGUGCAACAACAAUUGUAUUAACAUACAUACAUACAUAUACAUGUAUAUAAUAUUAUAAAUAUUUUGAAGGCAUUUCGCCAAAACUGUGUUGUUGUAGUUGCCACGCGUCUAAGUGCUAAGUCGAAAUCGUGAUAUACCACAUAUUCAGAAUAAAUACUCUGUGCUAAGCCAGCGCUCACCUGUUGUCACUGUGUGUGUAUAUGUGUUGGUGCGCACGUGAGAUUAUCGUGCGGCUGUAAUAAAGACUUAAAAAUGGCUCGUCUUACUUUCCUGCUGGCCUCACUGCUGCUGAGCUGUUUUCUGCUGAACGCUCAGGUGGAUGCUAAGGAAUACAUGCGUUGCCAAUUGGCGCGAGAGCUUUUACAAAAAUACGGUAUCAACAAAACGUUUCUCUCCAACUGGAUUUGCCUGAUAGAGCACGAGAGCAAUAGGAACACCCAAGUGGUGAAGCGAAAUCCUAACGGCAGCACCACUUACGGACUCUUUCAGAUAAGCAGCAAGGAAUGGUGUCGCGUUAGUCGCAAAGGUGGCCUUUGCGAUAAGAAAUGUGAAGACUUCCUUGAUGACAACAUUGAUGACGAUGUGGUGUGUGCGAAGCGAAUAUUCGAACGUGUCGGCUUCAAAAAUUGGCCCGGCUGGAGUGCGUCGUGCCGCAACACCCAGAAUCUGCCGAACCUCGGCUUGGCGUGCAACAUACAGACAGUGAGAGCGACCCGAACAUUGGGAUUAAAUCAGAAAGCUAAUUAUUAUAAUUUUAAUAUUAACUAGGUGUAAACGAUAGUGGAACAUUGUGGAGUGUAGUGGCAUUUUGUAACUACCAAACAGCAAAAUGCUACAACACACACACAUCUCACAUACAAUACAUAUUUGCAUCUGUGAGUCACAAUAUGCGUGACUUCAUUGUGGGCAUCCUCACAUACCAUUGGCAACGCUACUUACUGAAUAAAAUUACAUUAAUAUUGAAAAAAUGAAGCAAGAAAGAAAAAAA
Molecule: messenger RNA, 1296 nt
Organism: Bactrocera oleae (olive fruit fly)
Lineage: Eukaryota; Metazoa; Arthropoda; Insecta; Diptera; Tephritidae
Source: RefSeq, a predicted model, not a curated record